AUGUCUUCGGAGAAGAUAGAGUCGUUCCUGAGUCAGUUAUCCAAUACAGAUUUAUCUAAACUACCUGAGCUUAUUCAGUCUAUCACUGAAUGUCCAGGUUUGUUCGUCUUUGGUGAAUUUCUUGAUCAUCCAAAAAUUAAAUCGAUUGAGAAUGGGGAAUAUUCUCAGUAUUACAACUUAAUGAACCUAUUUUGCUACGGGACGUUCGAGUUACUUUCCACCAACCGGUCUGCAUAUCCUGAUUUACGACCAACUCAAGUUCGGAAGUUAAAGCAGCUCUCGAUAAUUGAUGAAGCGCAUAACCAGAAGCACAUACCUUAUGGUCUUCUGUUUAAGAAGCUCGAUAUUGCAUCUUCAAGAGAACUUGAAGACCUUGUUAUCGAACUUUUUUACCUCGAAGCCAUAACAGGAAAACUUGACCAACAGAAAGCACUGUUAGAGGUCAACUCUGCCAUUGGGCGUGAUAUACGUAUUGAGCAGAUAGAUGAGCUGCAUCAAAAGCUGGAUUCAUGGGGUGCUCGAGUCGAGUCUGUAUUGGCUCAUAUAGCUAAUGAAAUAAAGAUGGUUAAUGAGCGACGAUAUGAAUCCGAGUUACAUCAAAAGGAGAUUUUGGAAGCGUCAUUGUCUAUCAAAGAAGCCUUGCGUGGCCAAAUGGCGAAAUCAGACGCUCAAAGUUUACGGAUGGAUAUGGACGACAUACUGAUUCAUCCAGAUUUAUUAGAAAGUCGUGUAGAAGCAACUCGUCAAAGUUCAAGCAACACUGAAAGUGUUGGUGAUCGUGAUGUUCGCAGUCGAAUAACUGUUUUUAAAAAUCUUCGGCAUGGUAAAUCUUCCAAACAACAGUAG
This is a messenger RNA of Schistosoma guineensis, 846 nucleotides long. The record is from the annotation of a GenBank genome assembly. Lineage: Eukaryota; Metazoa; Platyhelminthes; Trematoda; Strigeidida; Schistosomatidae.